Messenger RNA from Lathyrus oleraceus (garden pea), 1841 nucleotides. RefSeq names its product NAC domain-containing protein 82. The record is from RefSeq and is a predicted model, not a curated record. Lineage: Eukaryota; Viridiplantae; Streptophyta; Magnoliopsida; Fabales; Fabaceae. Bases 541 to 1605 code for a protein of 354 amino acids. The transcript is spliced from 5 exons. Gene Ontology annotation, biological process: regulation of DNA-templated transcription. Gene Ontology annotation, molecular function: DNA binding.
CCCAAACAAACCCCUUCAACAAGAAACAAUUAUCCAUUUUUUAAAUUUAAAAUAAAAUAAAUUAACAGUACUAUAUAUAAAACCCUUUCGUGCUUCACACACUGAACUUCCACACAAGAGUUGAAAAAAAUCUUCGUGUUCGUGCUUCAUCCUCUUUCUCUGGGUUCCACUGUGCCGAUGACUUUUCUUAUCACAACGGGAUCAUCAUCGUCGUCGUUCAUUGCUGGUUCCCACUCCCAGUGCCAGUGCCAUCAUUUUCUCUUCAUGAACCGUCGCAGGCUUUGGAAUAUCUUCUUCCGCCAUUGGACUUGAUCAUCAUCACGUUUCUUCUUCAUUGUUAGGGUUAUAAUCAAUCAACUCUGUUAUUAAGUUAUUUUUUUUUUAUUUUGUCUUUUUAUUUCAAGGUUAGUUUUAGUUAUUUUUAAUUGUUGUUGCGCUUUUGGACCAGAGUUUGUUUUGUUGGAUUGGGGGUUUAGUUUAAGGUUGUUAGUUUCUGAAACACUUUCUGUUUGGGUUUUGUUUUUUCUUUUUGAUUUUUCGAUGGCCGAAACAAAAUUGAUUCCAGGGUUUCGGUUUCAUCCCACUGAUGUUGAGCUGGUUAUGUAUUUUCUCAAGAGGAAGAUUAUUGGCAGGAAGUUCCCUUUUGAUGUCAUUGCUGAACUUGACAUUUACAAGUAUGCUCCAUGGGAUCUCCCAGAUAAAUCUUUGCUCAAAAGUGGGGAUUUGAAAUGGUACUUCUUUAGCCCUGUAGGGAAGAAAUAUUGCACUGGAGGGAGGAUGAAUCGAGCGACGGAAAUUGGGUACUGGAAGACUACAGGGAAGGAUAGAGCUGUUGAACAUAAGAAUCAAGUGGUGGGGAUGAUUAGAACCCUGGUGUUUCACAUUGGUAAAGCUCCUAAAGGAGACCGAACUGAUUGGGUAAUGCAUGAAUUCAGACUUGAAGACAAAGACUUAGCUGACAAAGGCAUUGCACAGAAUUCCUACGUGAUUUGUAGGGUAUUUCAAAAGGAGGGUCCUGGUCCCAGGAAUGGUGCACAGUAUGGUAAACCAUUUAAUGAAAAAGACUGGGAUAGUGAAGAGGAAAUUGAUUAUUUACAAUCUUUCCCUGCUGCUGCUGUGUCUGUUCCAGCUCCAAUUCCGCCUAGCUCAAGCCAUAUUUCCGUAGCAAAUGACACACAUCCCUCGACAAGUGGAUGCAUUGCAACAAACUCUUUAUCAUGUCUAUCAAGAUUAAUGCCCUCUGGCUUGCUGCACCCUUCAGCUCCAAGCAAUCAAGUCGAUGAUGACAUUUUAUCCAUGCUUGCUAUUUUCAAAGACGAUGAUGCAUUGGCAGCGAAUGAAAACAAUGGAUCUGAGAAGGUUGAUAAUUCUGGUCAGGCAAACAAUGCUGAAGUCGGACCUUAUUUAGAUCCAAAUGAGAUUUUCGGGGACUUGGGAGAUCUUGAAAGCUUGGUUGGAUUUGAUGAUGGAGAUGGCUUUUCCCAUGGCCAAAGAGAUGAAUAUACUAAAAAUGAAAUGCCUUCUACUGGCGGCGAUGUCUCUUUGUUUUGUGACCCCCAUAAUAAUUACUUGGAGUUGAUUGACCUAGAUGCGCCAUUGUUCUAGCAGACUAAACAUAAUUGGAGUUGGGGCCAAGAUAAGCCGGCUUUGAAAAUUGAAGAAGUGCAGGGAGAAUUUGUUAGAACUAUAGCUGCAAGUACCUAAUAUGGAUUAGAAAAAGGCUAUAAAUUCUCUUUCUAUCGCGGUAUGAAUUUGUCAAUUUGAACAUUGAUUUCUAGAAUAAGCUAACAUGUAAACUGAUGAAUUUGUUGAAAGCUAGAUUGCAGUGAUUUGGUGGAUUA